GGUAUAAUUGUAAAAAUUGUUACCUGUGUUGCUUUGGCUGUACAUAAAUUACUUUACAUACCUGCUGGCAUACUGAUAAAAGCUAUAAUGCCAAGUGUUGUGAUACAAUCUGUUGAGAGCUACAGCAGUGAAGAUACGAAUUUUCCAGCUUCAAACUUACUCGCAAAAGAUGCUCGUAAAUGGAGGUGUAAAGAUUCGGGAGAAAAAAGCGCCUACGUUAUUUUGCGUCUCGAAAAAGCACUCUGUAUCAGCGGUAUUGACAUCGGAAAUGAACACUCUGCUUUCAUUGAAGUGCUGGUGGCCAAAAGCGGUCCAUCGAAUCCGGAAUUCACGGAAAUACUUUUAACGUCGUCCUUUAUGACUCCGAUUGAAAGUCGUAACUCUACCAGUGUUAAUAGAGUUAGGUGUUUCACACAAAAUGAACUCGUAGAGCAAAUCGCACGAGAAAAGUGGGAUCUAGUUAAAAUCAUUUGUACCCAGCCUUUCAACAGUCGGGUACAAUAUGGAAUUGCGUUUAUUAAGCUCCACACAUCAUCUAUUGAUACAGUGCGGCGCGAAAAAUCGCUCGUGCCUGAAAAAUUCCAAAAACAAAUUGAGUCAGCAGUACCUAAGUCAGAUACACCGAAAGUUUUGAAGCUAGGAAGGUUUACCAUUAGAGAAGAGUCUCCGGAUUCUGACGGAGGCAGCACGUCGUCUACAAAUUUGUUUGCCAGAUGGAAAGAAUCACGCGUUGGGAGUUCGCCCGUUCCGAUGGCGGAGAAGAAAAAUGCAACUCCGACCCUCUCAACGGCUGCAGCAAUACGAAAUGCUUCGACUCCAGCGGCGUUAAAGAAUACUUCUGCUUAUUUGGUCAAAAAGCCUGUAACAGUUACGCAUAAAGCAAAACCACUACUUUACGAUGAUGAUGAUGAUGAGGAGGAGGGAUUGCCAAAGUUGCUCAAUCGAAAUCGCGACUCCCUGCUAUAUGAUAAAGAAGAUGACAAACCAAACCCAAAGUUGGAGAAAAGGUUAAUGGAAGAGCGCUCACGACAGGAACGUGAGAAGUUAGCUAAAGAAAGUAAAGAACAGCGUGAUCGGUUGAUAGCAGAAAAGAAAGAGAAACUUCAUGAUACAUCGUCAUCCAAGUUCAAAGAUUUUUUGGUUGAUAAACCAGCUUGCAGCAUCUCGUCUCCAGAAACAUCUUCUCGGCCUAGCAAACAAUCUUCUACACCAAAUAAAACCGACAAUCAGAGAACUGUACCGAAAUCAGUGCAUGAACGGAACAAUUCGAAAGAGGAUCGGAUGCAUGAUGGUGAAGAAAAAGAACGUAAAAAACGUUCUUCCGAUACAUUCAUCGGUAGUUCAAAGGGCGAGGACCGGUCGGGUGUAAAAAGGCCCAGACGACAGCAAAGUGAUACUGAAAACGAAUAUGACAAAACAGAAAGCAAGAAGAGGAAUCCAACGUACAAACCAUUCAACAAACUGUUGGAGAACGUAGUUUUAGUCAUCAGUGGAAUACAGAACCCGGAUCGUGCUAAUCUUCGUAGCCAGGCUCUCGCGAUGGGGGCUAAAUAUAAAUCGGACUGGGACUCCAGCGGCACUCAUCUCAUUUGCGCUUUCAAAAACACGCCAAAGUACAACCAGGUGCACGGCCAAGGAAAAAUUGUCAAAAAAGAAUGGAUUGAACGAUGCUUUGCUCUGCGGAAGCGCAUCUCAUGGCGCAAAUUUGCGCUAGACUCUGACGAUGCUCAGCAGUCUGAUUCGGAAGCAGAAAUCGUUGAUGCUGCUCGGAAGCCUGCGGAGUCUUCACGAGAGAAUAAAAGCCCGGGUAAAAGCCCGCGUAGAUCUCAAGAGAACCGCAAGAGCGUCAUGGAAACCGACGAAGAAGUUCUAGCACACUACGAUCUGGACGAUGUGGUUAUGGUCGAGGAAAAACCAGAAACUCACGUAAUCUCCGGUUCGGAUACUGAGGAAGAGAUUGAACGUGUUAAGCAAAAGCAGCGUGAAAGGACAGACGGAAAUAAAAUGUACGACAGGAGUACAGAGGAUGAAGAUAAAAAUACUAUUGGGGAAACCUGUUCAACACUGGAUUUCUUCCACAAAAAAAUAUUUUUCAUAGACGAUGGAGUUGGGGCAGUUGAUGCUAUAAAGCUGAAACGAUACGUCGAAUUAUACAAAGGAACCAUCACGGAUAAUGCUAACAAAGCACAUUAUGUCAUAACACGUGACAAAAAGCCUAUGGCGGAAAGUUUUAGAGGGGAACUCGUAAAACCUCUGUGGGUAUACGAAUGUCACGACAUGGAAUGUCUCAUACCCGUUCAACGGUAUCAACUCUGAUGAAGUAUUACAAAUUACGCAGUUAGUAUUCUGUAUCAAUUAGUGUGUCCUUUAUUUGUUUACGAUCAAUCUGUUUUAUU
This is a messenger RNA of Sabethes cyaneus, 2396 nucleotides long. RefSeq names its product DNA repair protein XRCC1 (gene XRCC1). Bases 88 to 2316 code for a protein of 742 amino acids. Gene Ontology annotation, molecular function: damaged DNA binding. Gene Ontology annotation, cellular component: nucleus. Gene Ontology annotation, biological process: base-excision repair; single strand break repair; double-strand break repair via nonhomologous end joining. The transcript is spliced from 5 exons. NCBI's taxonomy places the organism in Eukaryota, Metazoa, Arthropoda, Insecta, Diptera, Culicidae. The record is from RefSeq and is a predicted model, not a curated record.